AUGGAAGGUACUGCUGUAGAAGGUACUGCAAGUACACCUUCCCAGCAUCCAGCUGCUGGUCCAAGUGCAGUCCCCAAGAAGAAACGCAAUCAACUUACUCCAGGUGGCAAUGCUGUCCUUGAAGACUACUGGCGACAACAUGCUAGUCUCGACAUGCCGGAUAUAUCAGCGAGAAGGGCGCUGCUAGGCCAAAUCCAGAAGCACCCGGGCUGCGAAUUCUACGCCAUGGCCAAUGUCAACCAAUAUUUUCGGCGUCAAAUCCAAAAACUAAAACCGCCUGCACCACAGCCAGAGGAUUUUCGUUUUCCGUCUUUGACACCUGACGCCCUGAAGCAUCUCAGUGUUCUCGUGAAAGAGCAACCAAACCCCUCAGAAACGGUGCUCAAAACAUGGGCAACACUACUCGCUCCAAUGGGAGCUACCGAGCGAGACAUCCUCGCAUGGAGUACCUACUCAAAGGAACUCCUUGAAAUACAAGCGCAAUCGCUUAGCAAAUCGGAACCCAUAUCCGCUUCGAUGAGGCUGCCUACCCCAUCGGACACGGUUACCCCAGAGCCCUUGACGGCCGCUUCAUCAAUGUCACCCCAAACACCUAUUCAUGAACUCGUGCCGAUUCUCGUUACCGGCCCUUCAAACCAGGCAUUCAAGCACUAUAAAAUAGAAGCCCAGUCCCCCGUCAUUCCGGCCCAGCAGCCCUUUAAUCCUACAGCACCUACAGCAUCUUAUUACAGGCCUCGGCCGGCCCUGCAGGUGGCCACGAUGGCACCGCCGGCACCGAGCGGACCCACAUCUACCCCGCAGUCAAUGGUCAUGUCGCCCAUCGUCGCGGCAGCAUAUACACCCAUAUCGUAUACGCCUAUAUCUCCAGCCGGAGGUGAUCCGCCGCGGGGCGAGAUUGAGCCGCCACAGCUCCCUCCUAAACCCGCACUACGAGCCAUCAUAGAAGGUGUAACCGAUGCUCUUGCAGACCCAAGAACGCCACAAGACGAGGUGAUGCUGUCGCCCACAAGUGCGACCGAAUUCGAAGCUGUAUUUGCUACGUACCGGCAACGUCUCGCCCCCUUGAUUCAUGAGCUUGACUCGUAA
Molecule: messenger RNA, 1086 nt
Organism: Cyclocybe aegerita
Lineage: Eukaryota; Fungi; Basidiomycota; Agaricomycetes; Agaricales; Hemipholiotaceae
Source: the annotation of a GenBank genome assembly